Amphimedon queenslandica is the source of this 1963-nucleotide messenger RNA. RefSeq names its product activin receptor type-1C-like. The coding region runs from base 87 to 1880 and encodes 597 amino acids. Gene Ontology annotation, molecular function: transmembrane receptor protein serine/threonine kinase activity; ATP binding. The transcript has 5 exons. Gene Ontology annotation, cellular component: signaling receptor complex; plasma membrane. The record is from RefSeq and is a predicted model, not a curated record. Gene Ontology annotation, biological process: cellular response to growth factor stimulus; protein phosphorylation; cell surface receptor protein serine/threonine kinase signaling pathway. NCBI's taxonomy places the organism in Eukaryota, Metazoa, Porifera, Demospongiae, Haplosclerida, Niphatidae.
ACGCCCAGAGCCAACCUUCCAACCAACGUGCUUACUGCAAAGUAAAAGUUUACUACCUGUACCUGAAGCAUCAAACAGUGGUGGAAAUGAUCAUUCUUAUACUAAUUCUUUUUUUACUAUCCCCUCUGAUUAUAAGCGGCACAACUGGAGUGCAGUGUUUUGAAACUCAAGACGGCUGCUCCUUAACCGCAGGAGUGUGUAAUGCUAGCACCUGCUACAUGAGGAUUCUUGCUAAAGCCAAUCCGCGCAACAUAAGUGAACACCAGUUCUCUUAUAUCUACGGGUGCCUUCCUGAGGAAGAAGGGGGGAAUGGGCCUAGUGUGAUUGCUAGUCUCUGCAGUGGUCCGGCUUCAUGGGACCGUGAACUCCUCAUCUCUUAUACUUGCUGCACCUCUGAUCAUUGUAACAAGAAUAUUGAACCAAGGCACGAUAUUGAGAGCCUACUGAUAAAUAGAUAUAAUAAUGACAGUAAUGAUCAGGAAUCAUCCUCAGUUUUCGUCUCAUCGUCAGUUCCUUCCUCAUCAUCAGUUCCUAUCUUGCCGUCAGUUCCUAUCUUGCUGUCAGUUCCUAUCUCGCCGUCAGUUCCUAUCUCGCCAUCUGUUCCUAUCUCAUUCUCUUCAUCGUAUCAGUACUUGUAUGACCUCACCUCUCUUCCAACUAAGGAUACAUCAACUUUUAACAAUCCCAGUAUAAUAAUUUACUUCAGCGAGCCGACCAACGACCCUCAGCAAAUAUCUGAUUUAAAUACAGUAAUACCUGUAAUUGUGGUAUUACUUGUCAUAGCUGCAGUCAUUAUCCUCCUUGCCAUCUUUAUUCAUCGUCGAUCUACUAAAUCUAACAACAGAGGAAAACAAAGAGGCAAUGAAGGAAGUACCAAGGUAAGACCUGAAGAUGUUGAAAGAGAAAUGGAAAUAUUGAGCACAUCCGGGUCUGGAAUGGGCGAGAGAGUCCUCACUAGUCGCACCAUUGCGAUGGACAUCACAAUACAUGAGCAUUUGGGGCGAGGAACCUAUGGAAGCAUCAGUCGUUGCACAUACCGAGGCAACACUUUUGCUGUCAAACGGUUCACAACAAUUAAUGAGUCAUCUUUUCGGAGGGAGCUCGGCAUAUACAGCUUCAGCUUGACCCAAACGAAUAUCCUCACUUAUAUAGCAGCUGACAUGAUUACAAUCGAUGGUGUAAUGGAGUGCUGGCUAAUACUUCAAUAUUGUCCCAGAGGCUCCUUAUAUAUGGAACUAACGUCUUCUCCGCCAUCGCUUGAGACUGGAGUCAGGAUGGUCUACUCGGCCUGUAUGGGCCUCAGCUAUUUACAUUCGUCUCUUCAAGGUUAUGGGCCUAUUGCAAAGCCUCGUAUUGCUCACAGGGACAUCAAGUCAAAGAAUAUUUUAAUGAAAACAGCAGAAACCUGUUGUAUUGCUGAUUUUGGCCUUUCUAUUGCUGAUAGUGAAGAUUUUCAGUCAUUUAUAUGCUUGAAACAGGGUACCAAUAGGUACAUGGCUCCAGAGAUCCUCAACGAGACGAUCGACGUGAAGGACUUUGUUUCAUUCUUAAGGGCUGAUGUUUACUCUUUUGCACUUGUAGCCUGGGAAGUGUUUAACAGGUGCAAUAUUGAACAAGGUGGUAUUGCUAGAGAGUACCAACUCCCAUACAGUGACCACCUGCCUAACAACUCUUCCAUUGAAGAUUGUAGGAGGGUGGUAGUUGAAGAAGGGACAAGGCCAGUAACAUCAGAAUGGUCCAAAACCAGGUUUCUUGAAAAACUUUCUGUUACAAUUAAGGAACUAUGGGCAGAAAGGGGCAGUGAAAGGCCAUCAAUAGAGCUCCUUCGAAAGAAGAUCGAAAAAGAAGCAAGUAACAAUGAUAUAGUCCUCAGCCAUUAGGAAGAAAUUAUUUACAACAAAAUUGUUUUGAUUUCUUGUUCAUUUUUCUUGAUUAAACUUGUUGAGUUGUUAAUAAUCAGAAA